GCCUCUCAAGCCCAAAUCUCUCUCUUUCUCUUUAUCUCUCUCUCCCUCCUCGCCGGAGAUCGGCUAGAUUCCCUCCGUCACCACCGUGUCGGACCAGAGAUUUUCCGUCCGCCUUCUCUAGUUCACGACGUAGAGCUUCAAUUUCUCCCUCGCAGCAAGAAGAUGGAAACAGCUUUGGAGGUGUACAAUGAUACUGAAACGAGGUCACCAGAAACACAACCAAUCAAGCGACGCAAGAAGAAGUCGAUGGUCUGGGAACAUUUCACAAUCGAGGCGGUGGAACCGAAUUGCAGAAGGGCUUUUUGCAAAGGAUGUAACCAGAGUUUUGCUUAUAGCAACGGUAACAAAGUAGCUGGUACUAGCCAUCUUAAGCGUCACAUUGCUAAGGGGACAUGUCCUGCACUUAUCCAUACACAAGACAAUGAUACCAACCAGCUCAUGACUACUCCUUACACUCCCAAGAGUGACACCCCGAGAAGGCGUUACCGAACCCAGACCCCUAGUCCUUUUGUUGCGUUUAAUCAGGACAAGUGUCGUCAAGAUAUAGCUAAGAUGAUCAUUAUGCAUGACUACCCUCUUCACAUGGUUCAGCAUCCAGGGUUCAUCUCGUUCGUGCAGAGUAUUCAGCCUCACUUUGAUGCUAUGAGCUUUAACAAUGUUCAAGGAGACUGUGUGGCGACUUACCUUGCAGAAAAGCAGAAUGUCAUGAAGUCUUUAGAAGGGAUUCCUGGACGCUUCUGUCUAACGCUGGACUUCUGGACGUCCAAGCUAACUCUUGGGUAUGUGUUUAUAACUGCUCACUUCAUUGACAGCGAUUGGAAGAUACAAAAGAAGCUUCUCAAUGUUAUGAUGGAAUCGUAUCCAGAAGCUGACGAAGCCUUGAGUCUUGCGGUUGCUAAUUGUGUUUCUGAAUGGGGUCUUGAGGGAAAGUUGUUUUCCGUCACCUUCAACCAUCCGGCGAGUCCCUCUGCGGUUGAAAACAUCAGACCUCAACUCUGCAUCAAGAACCCUGGAAUUCUGGAUGGUCAGUUAGUAAUAGGGAACUGUGUUGCCCGAACAUUUAGUAGCCUCGCUAAAGAUGUCCUGGAGAAAGGAAAAGAUGUGAUCAAGAACAUCCGGGACAGUGUGAAGCACGUGAAAACCUCAGAGUCCCAUGAGGAGAGGUUUAUUGAGCUCAAGGAACAGCUUCAAGUUCCAAGCGAGAAGGUACUUUCUCUUGAUGACCAGACGCAAUGGAACACAACAUAUAAGAUGCUUGUGGCUGCUUCAGAAUUAAAGGAAGUGUUCUCGUGCUUAGACACUGCUGAUCCUGACUACAAGAAACCUCCUUCAGCAGAGGAUUGGAGGCAUGUGGAGGCACUUUGCACAUUCCUGAAGCCUCUUUUUGAAGCAGCCUCCACUCUUCAAUCUACUGGAAACCCAUCUGCUGUUACCUUCUUCCAUGAAGUGUGGAAGACACAGUCAGAUCUGUCUCGGGCAAUAGCUGGAGAGGAUCCUUAUGUCGCAGGUAUUGCUAAAACCAUGAAAGAGAAGGUUGACAAGUACUGGAGAGACUGUAGCUUGGUUUUGGCAAUGGCGGUGGUGAUGGAUCCUCGGUUCAAGAUGAAGCUUGUCGAGUUCAGUUUCUCCAAGAUAUUUGGAGAAGAUGCUGGGAAGAACAUCAAGACCGUGGAUGAUGGGAUCCACGAGCUCUUCAGCGAAUACAUGGCGCUCCCGUCGCCCCUUAAACCGACAUCUGAAGGUGGGAAAGCAGAUGGACUGUCAGAUUUUGAUACGUACAUAAUGGAGACAACGGGGCAGAAUCUGAAAUCAGAGCUUGACCAGUACCUUGAUGAAACGCUGCUUCCCAGGGUUCAGGAGUUUGAUGUUCUUGACUGGUGGAAACAGAACAAACUCAAGUACCCGACAUUGUCAAAGAUGGCUAGAGACAUCCUCUCGAUCCCGGUUUCAGCUGCAGCCUUUGACUAUGUCUUUGACAUGGAGCCAAGGGAAAUGGAUGAGUAUAAGACGUCACUGAGGCCCGAGACAGUGGAGGCUCUGAUUUGUGCGAGGGAAUGGCUUCUGGAGAAUGCUUCUUCUUCUGCAGCUGAGCAAAUGGCAAGUGCUAUCAUCAAAUCUGAAGCAUAGGUGAGACUUUGCUUCAUUAUCUCUAAAUGUUGUAUUGUUGUUGUUUUCUAGAAGUUUAUAUGUCGUCUUUUGUGGUUAGUCUUUAAACCCACCGUGUGAUUUGCAAUUAGGAAUUUGACUCUUUAAGAUAUCUACUGCACAUUUUAAAAUG
Molecule: messenger RNA, 2278 nt
Organism: Arabidopsis arenosa
Lineage: Eukaryota; Viridiplantae; Streptophyta; Magnoliopsida; Brassicales; Brassicaceae
Source: the annotation of a GenBank genome assembly